GACGGACUGAAAAACAGACGAUCACAUUCACCUUCAGACCAAACUAACAACUUCGGCUGAGUUCAGCUACAGGAGAGAAAAGUGGAAACUACAACCCUGCUGCUUCAACCUGCUGACCCUCCCCCCCUGAAGCUUCACUCAGAGACAACAUGGCGUCCAAGUUAGAGCAAGAUCUCUGCUGUCCGGUCUGUCAGGAAGUCUUUAGAGAUGCUGUCAUUCUGUCCUGCUGCCACAGCUUCUGUAAAGCCUGUCUGCAGACCUGGUGGGAUGGGAAAGAAGUAAAAGAGUGUCCAGUUUGUAAGAGAAGAUCCUCAAAAGAUCCACCUUAUAACUUUGCUUUAAAGAACCUGUGUGAGACCUUCUUACAGGAGAGAGAUCAGAGAUCUCCAGAGGCUCUCUGCAGUCUGCACUCUGAGAAACUCAGACUCUUCUGUCUGGACCAUCAGCAGCCAGUGUGUGUCGUCUGCAGAGAUUCAAAAACACACACCAACCACAGAUUCAGACCCAUCGAUGAAGCUGCUCAGGAUCUCAGAGAGGAGCUCCAGAAGUCUCUGCAGCCCUUUCAGGAGAAACUGAAGCUCUUUGAAGAAGUUAAAGUGGAGUUUGAUCAAACAGCAGGACACAUGAAGGUCCAGGCUCAACACACAGAGACGCAGAUCAAGGAGCAGUUUAAGAAGCUUCACCAGUUUCUAGAAGAGGAAGAGGAGGCCAGGAUGGCUGCACUGAGGGAGGAAGAUGAGCAGAAGAGGAAGAUGAUGGAGGAGAAGAUGGAGGCUGUGAGCAGAGAGAUAGCAGCUCUUUCACACACAGUCAGAGCCACAGAGGAGGAGCUGAGAGCUGAAGACGUCUCCUUCCUGCACAACUACAAGGCUGCAGUGGAGAGGCUGCAGCGCCCCCUGCUGGAGGAUCCACAGCUGCCCUCAGGAGCUCUGAUAGACCAGGCCAAACACCUGGGCAACCUCAGCUUCAACAUCUGGAGCAAGAUGAAGGACAUGGUGUCCUACUCUCCUCUCAUCCUGGACCCAAACACUGCUCGUCCAAACCUCAUCCUGUCUGAAGAUCUGACCAGAGUGAGACCAGGAGGAGAGAGACAGAAACUUCCUGAUAAUCCAGAGAGGUUUGAUAAACACCCCUCUGUCCUGGGCUCUGAGGGCUUUAACUCAGGGACUCACAGCUGGGAUGUCCAGGUUACAGACAGUACAUUCUGGGUACUGGGUGUGUCAGCAGAGUCUGCCCAGAGGAAGGGAUUCACACAGUCUGGAUUAUGGGGAAUAUGUUUCUAUGAAGGUGAAUACGCAGCAUGUUCACCAUCAGCUCCAUCCACUCCUCUCAGCCUGAAGAAGAAGCUCCAGAGGCUCAGAGUGGAUCUGGACUGGAACAGAGGAAAGUUGUCGUUCUCUGACCCUGACACUAACACACACAUACACACCUUCACACACACUUUCACUGAGAAGAUGUUUCCAUACAUCAGCACUCUGGGGGAAGUGAAGAUAUUACCACUGAAGGUGUGUGUGACAGUGGAUCAGAGCAGGUAGAGAUACACAGGAUCAUUAUAUCUGUGGUGAUCAUCUCUUAAAGGGAUCAUUCACUGACCUCUGAACCUGUCCUCCUGCUGUCUCUUUAUUCUAAACAUGUUUUUAUUCUUGUUGUUAUUGAGUUUGAUAAUCUGCUUUUUGAUCAUACAGUCAACCUUUAUUAAAUUGAAACACGUGCAUUUAGCUGACACUUUUAUCCAAGUAACAUCAUGUUCAUCAAAUACGCUGAACUGCUUCCUUUAGAGGAAAUAAGAGAUAUAUAUUCUUUACAUUUGAAAUGAUCUCACCCAGAUUCAGAUCUUUAUGUCAGGUUAUAGUUUAACCUUCUCUGUUUUAUUGAAACUAUGUCGUUAUAAAUUGUUCAUUUGUGAUUUGUGCUUGAUGGGAAAAUAAAUAAAAAAUAUGUUUAAUCCAA
Molecule: messenger RNA, 1950 nt
Organism: Trematomus bernacchii (emerald rockcod)
Lineage: Eukaryota; Metazoa; Chordata; Actinopteri; Perciformes; Nototheniidae
Product: nuclear factor 7, brain-like
Exons: 2
Coding region: 150-1535 (461 amino acids)
Molecular function (GO): protein binding; zinc ion binding
Source: RefSeq, a predicted model, not a curated record